Molecule: messenger RNA, 1214 nt
Organism: Durusdinium trenchii
Lineage: Eukaryota; Dinophyceae; Suessiales; Symbiodiniaceae
Source: the annotation of a GenBank genome assembly
CAACCACAACGAACAACCACAAAAACACAAACAAACACGCAAGCAACCACACAGCCAGGAAACACACACCCACAACACACAAACAUACAACCACAACAAACAACCACCAGUAACCACAAACAGACAACCACAACAAUAUAGUUGUUUUCUCUGUGUGUGUGUGGCAUUUUGUGUGGCAGGUGGUCACAGGCUUGCACAUUUUGAUGCCAACUGGAGACCCUGGCAACACCCCGACGCGAAGUCCCGAACACUAAAAUAACAAUAUCGAAAAGCAGAAAACCCCUGACCGUGGAAACAUGCCCUUCACAAUGGCAGGAAAACAAGGGAUUGAAGUGUCAUGGUGGGGAUCACUGGAAGUACAGCAUGUUUAUCUAUGUUUAUCUUUUUUCUUUCGUUCCUUAAGUCCAGAUGACCAUGGGAUUGGGAUGCUCAGCUUAGCGCUUUCAAGGUGAAAUCACCUUAUGGCCGCUACAACCAAGGCCAAGUCGAACGAGCAUGGUUUGCAAGUUGGAGUUCAUUGAAACCUUGAGGGCGGAAGGUGAAACAGUUUUCUGCUUGCACACACUGUGUCAAGGCGAUGAAGCAAGAAGUGUGGAGCCGAACUCCAAUCCUUCGAUGUCUCUUCCUGCGAUCGCUUUCAGGUCCCUUGCUCCGCCUCCUGGCGUCAUGCAAUGUGAAUGCAAAAGUGGCCUGGGUUCUGCAAGAGAGUCCCACCCUUGUGGCAGCGUGCCUUUCAUGGCUUUUCGGCAGCCAGGCUUGUCGAAGCAGUCCUGGCAACCUUGCAGUGCUCCUAUGUUUUGUGGUGCAUUAUGUUAACCGAUCAUUCGUUUAUCCUUUGCAAAUGAAGGGUUCCAAGCCCUUUCCAUUGCCAGUGAUGAUGAUGGCCAUGACGUUUUGUGCCGUCAAUGGAUACAUUCAAUGCCAAAGUCUAAUGAGGUAUUUACUCAUCCCUGUGAACUGGAUGACGUGUUUGGGCAUUUGCAUAUGGAUGACUGGCUUGUACAUCAAUGUGGACGCAGACCAGCGCUUGAGGAAUCUGAGGAAGCCUGGCGAGACGGGGUACAAGAUCCCUCGCGGGGGCUUGUUCGAUUACGUAUCAGGUGCCAAUUUUUUUGGCGAGAUCAUGGAAUGGAUAGGAUUUGCGAUUGCCAUGGGAGGUGCUUUUCCGGGCAUUACAUUUGCUUUUUGCACAGCGUGCAACAUUGGACCUCGUG